Aspergillus alliaceus is the source of this 1878-nucleotide messenger RNA. RefSeq names its product putative CorA family metal ion transporter. Gene Ontology annotation, molecular function: cobalt ion transmembrane transporter activity; cobalt ion binding; magnesium ion transmembrane transporter activity. The transcript is spliced from 5 exons. NCBI's taxonomy places the organism in Eukaryota, Fungi, Ascomycota, Eurotiomycetes, Eurotiales, Aspergillaceae. The record is from RefSeq and is a predicted model, not a curated record. The coding region runs from base 1 to 1878 and encodes 625 amino acids. Gene Ontology annotation, cellular component: membrane. Gene Ontology annotation, biological process: metal ion transport; transmembrane transport.
AUGAGUAGGGACUCACUAGAGCGUACGCAAACAUCGGAGCUGCCAUCCAAUUCUCAUGAUAUUGAGGCGCAUCCCCAGGGUUCUCCAACCAACGUGGAGCCACCCGGCCUUGAAUCAUUUCCCACGGUCACUAAGGCACCCUCUCAUGAUACGGUCAGAAAUCGGGCGCGUCGGUCAAACACGGCGCGCUCGUAUCAUCCUGACAAUGUCACCCAUGACCCCAAUUGGCACCCUGGCACGGAGCCAGGUAUAGAUCCGACUAGACCACUGCCGCCUUAUAACGCGGAAUGGGCAACUGCUGUGCCAAGCGAUCUUUUUACGAGGUGUGAAAUAAUCGUUGUGGACUUCUCCCAGAAUGAGAUGCGGCAGUAUGAGCUGGACAACGACACGUUGGAGCAAUUCCUCGCGAGGGAGAGGGAGCCUUGGGUGCAAUGCAGAUGGAUUAACGUCAAUGGCCUCAGCUGGGAUGUAAUUAGGGUCCUGGGAAAUCAGAAGGGCAUACACAGACUUGCCAUCGAGGAUUUGAUUAACACAACAAACCGUACCAAAGUCGAUUGGUAUUCGGACCAUGCAUAUAUAGUGCUCACUUUACAGAAAUUAGUCCGAAUCUAUGAAGAAACUAGCGACUCAGAUGAGGAGUCUGAUGACGGACAGGGCCAUUGGCCAAACCACCGGAGGAGCUCGGCGGCGAGCAGCAAGAGUGUGUCUCUGAAGCGAGCAACUACACUGAGUCUCAUCACGGAGGCACUGAAAGAUCUUUUCAGAUUGAAAUCAGCAAAGAAAGUCUCGAGUAAUGCGCCUACUGUAGGACAUAAUAUCCGAUCUUCUGUGAAGAAGGCCGAUUCAAAAAAUGCGUUUAACAAUACAUCAGAUGCUGGGCGACCUGCUCGCAGCAUGCAGCGGUACCGAGGUGGACCAAAUGAAGAUCGCAUCGAAUUCAUGGAACGGCAUGCUGUUUUAGCAGCAAAGGGUCUGGGUGUCGCUCUAGAACAAGUAUCGAUCUUUUUACAUGCAGACAAUACGGUGACAUCCUUUUUUGAGACAAGUGCCGACGAUAUUGAAUCUCCUAUCGUGAAACGACUGACUUCUCCUGAGACUAUUCUGCGUCAAUCUUGUGAUGCCAGCAUGCUUGUGCAAGCCAUUUUGGAUGCUAUAAUCGACCUUGCAAUCCCAGUGACCACAGCCUACCAAGAUGCGAUUGGUGACCUAGAACUUGACGUCUUGACCGAUCCCGAUAUCGACCAGUCCAAGGAACUCUAUAUUCUAACGUCUGAGAUUUCGAUUCUUCGAACCUCUAUGCAGCCUAUCGUGACUAUCAUCAACGCUCUCCGGGAUCAUCGUUCUGAGCCUAUCAGCACCCCCGGCCUCGGUGUUUUGAAGGGUUACUUCGGCCAAUCGAGCACCUCAGACGCAGCGCCAUAUAUUGGAACUGCCACCCCGAAUCUUAAGAGUGUCGGCGGCUCUAGCGUAUCCAUCAGCACCUUGUGCCAUACGUACUUGGGCGAUGCCCUUGACCAUUGCAUUACAAUAGUCGAGGGAUAUGACCAGAUGAGACGGGCUGCUGACAACAUGAUCGAUCUGAUUUUUAACACAAUCGGUGCAUACCAAAACGAAAGCAUGAAGCAACUUACCCUUGUAUCUUGCUUCUUCCUCCCUCUCACUUUCCUGUCGGGCUAUUUUGGCAUGAAUUUCGAAAGUUUCGAGGGGAUUAAGCACAGCGAUGCAUACUUUUGGCAAAUUGCGUGUCCUUUCGUAUUUGCCAUCACUAUAUUCCUUAUGCGCGACAAGAUCGGACGCUGGAUGGCGCUACUGGCUCAGAGACGUCUAAUCACCAGCUCGAGAAAGAGACGAAAGCGCAAUGCUAUAAAGAGAAGAUGA